AUGACAACGGAAACAUUUUACGAAUAUAUAACAAACGUGUUUUACCCAUGGUUAGUCCAAGAAAAUACACAGUUUCCUGUUAUUCUUUACAUGGACAAUCACUCAUCACACUUGAACUUACCGCUGGUAACUUUUUGUCGAGAAAAGCAGAUUGAAUUAAUUAUGUUACCUCCAAACUCCACUCAUAUUAUGCAACCACUCGAUACAUCUUUUUUCCAUCCUUUUAAGGAAACAUGGAAAAAAUCUGUUCCCAAAUGGAAAAGUCAACAAAGAGUGACACAUAUUAAAAAAGAAGAUUUUCCUCUGGCUCUCCAGUUUACUCUACAAAAUAUGAAAAAUGCAGAGAAGGUAGUUAAAAGUGGUUUUCGAAGAACAGGACUAUAUCCAUUUGAUGCAAGUGCCGUGGAUUAUGAUGUUUUAAACCAGGGUAAAAAAUCGAAGCAAAGACUCGAAACUAAUGACACAAAAUAUUCCGAUGAGGCUAUUGAAAAAGAACAGUUUUUACAACUUUUUGAGAAAAAUUUACCAGAGGAGUUAGUUUCUGAUUUUAAAGAAGCACAAAAGCCAGUAAUAAAGAAAAUAGAAAUUCUAAAUGACCGUAGUAUUCGAGGUGAUUUAUGUACAGAUAUUGAUUCAAGUAUUAAAACAGGUAUUGAUUCCGGUGUUGAUCUUUUUAAAACAAAUGAUCAAGAAGGUUUAACAGAUGUUGAAGUACACACUAACUUAGUGAGCAAUGAUGAAGCAACGCAAUCUGUUAUUAUUUUCAACAAUAAUUUUGAAACGUUGAAUGGCGAACAAAAUACGAUUGGAAAUGAAUUUAAUUAUGAAGUUCUAUACGAGCUUCCGGUCCAAAUCGGUAAUGAAGAACCAGUUCAAAUAAUUGAUGAAGAAUUGAAUGAUACCAAUACAAUAAAGACUCUGACUACUUGUAACGAAAACGUAACUGGUAGCUUUAAUGAGACAAUUGCUAUUGAUAUCAGUAAUGAUCAUUUACUCUCUCAGAAUGAUUCUAGCAAUGUACAACUGAUAGUUGAAAACCAUUCUACUAACCAAAAUCAUCAGACAGAACUUAUGAAAGAGAAUUUGGAAAAUGUUUGUGAACGAAGUAGUGGACAAAGUUCUAGCAGAGAAGAAAUUUCAUCAGUUACUGUAGGAAAAGAUAAAACACCACUAAAGGAGAUCUUCACAUUGCCGGUGAAAUAUUUACCUAAAAAAAAAGGGCUAGAAUUGAAAAAUUAGGUAAAUCCAAACUACCUUCAGUAGGAACCUCUGAUGAAUGGUAUAAUCUACAAUUAGAAAAAGAAAAUUUAAAAAAAAAGCAAGA
Molecule: messenger RNA, 1324 nt
Organism: Cotesia glomerata
Lineage: Eukaryota; Metazoa; Arthropoda; Insecta; Hymenoptera; Braconidae
Exons: 4
Coding region: 1-1239 (412 amino acids)
Molecular function (GO): nucleic acid binding
Source: RefSeq, a predicted model, not a curated record